AUGGAAAAUUUCUUCACGAAAAAAGUGCAAAAUGUGUUUGCAAUUUUGAAAAAGAAAAAUAACAAAGAGGAAGGGGAUAACACACGUUGUGAAAAUAAAACGAAUAAGUCUGAUAAAGAUGGAAUGCAUCCCAAGGACACAAGUACAUUAGAUUCUCUAUCCACAGAAAAGAAGGGACUAAAGAACGACAUAAUCAUCAGCAGUGAUAAAAUAGAAAAUAGAUCUACAGAAGAAAAAGAGAACACUGAUCAUAAUGUAAAUAAAAAAAGGAAAUUAAUGAAAUUACACAAUAAUGAAAAUGUUUAUCUAAUUGACAAUUUUAUUAAUAUAAAAAAAUGCAGUGAAACAAACUACACAAAUGAGGAGGAUAUGAAAAAAAUUGGAACAACAAUUACUCCCAUCACUUUUGGUACAUCUAGCUCUGCUAGUAUGGUUACAUUAAAUACAACAAGCAUUUGCAAUUUUUUAUUACCUAAAAAAGGCGAAAAAGGAGAAAAGGACGAAAAAGACGAAAAAAGCGAAAAAAACGAAGAAGACAAAAAUGAAAAGAAAAAAAAAACAUUAGAACCGAGCCCCAUUAAUAGUAAUGAACAAAAUAAUGAUGAUAUUGUACAAGCCGAAGGUGGUCUAGAACAGACACCAGCUAUCAAUUCAGGAGACAUAAUUGAAAUUGUUGACGACUUGAACGAGGGGAAAGAAACAAAUUUAAUACAUAUAACACAUGUAAACCCAAAGGAGCGAGAAGAAAAGAGCAUAAACGAGAAGAAAAAAAACAAUCAAAAGGAACAACAAAAAGCGUAUGGAUUUCUAAAAAGUACAAUGGAAAAAAAAAAUACAAAGAUUAAAAAACAAAAAACAAAUCACAGCAUAAGUAGCAUAAAUAAUAGUAACCAAAAGGAGAAUUCAAAUUUUAUGAAAAAUAAUGGAGAUGGGAAGAGGGUAAACAGAAUUGAUGAAAUUUUUAAAAGUCUCAUUAUAGAACAAAAUGAGAAAAAGGAAAAACAAUUAAACAAUUCCAAGAGUGAUAAUAUAUCUGAUCAAAUGAUCCACAUUAGCACUACCGAUUGUAUUAGUAUUAUUGAUGAAAUUGAAAUAGACCAUAAAAUAACAGAUGAAACUACACAAGAAGCGAAUGAGCAUACUCCUAAUGGUACCAUGGGUACAAUAACUAAUAGAACAGUAAGUUCAAACCAUGAGACAAUAGCAAAAAAGAAAACACCAGAGUGGGAUGGUGAAAAUGGAAGUCUCUGCACCCGUGGAAAAGAAUUCAAAGGGGGUGGAUCUUUGAAAAUAGAAUGCAAUCAUAUUAAUUCGAAAGCACUAAUAAUUGACACUGGUGCCGAUGAACAACUAAAAGGACUUGCUCAGAAGGAAACAAAAGAAAUAAUAAAAAACACACAAGAUGAAGAGAUCAACAUUUCAACAGGAAGAAUAGAAGAAAGUGAAAAAAUAGACAUUCAGACAGAAAUCUCAUGUAUGGGGGAAGAUAUAAAAACAAAUGAAACGAAGGUGAAAGACGAACAAAAAUUAAAUGUUCAAAUAGAGAAUGAAAAAAGUGAAUUUGAAAGAGAUCAAAAAUACAAAUGGAAAGAAAAUAACAAGAAUUCAUUGAAAUUUGAACAUAACAAAAAUGAAACUUACGAUACAGACAAUUUAAGGACAAAGUUCCCUGAAUUUGCAAUGGAUCAAAGCAAAAAGUUAAUUAACGAAACAAAUGAAUUCUUCAAUAUGUAUAAUUUAAAUCUUAAAAUUGAGCAUCUUCCAAUUAAUAUUCCCGAUGACUUAAAAGCACUUAUUGAAAAAAAAAGAAAAAUUGUAAAUACAAUUAAUGAUUAUAAGAAUGAGUUAAAGGAAAAGAGAAAUAUUUCCAAAAGGGAUGAAAAAUACAUAAAAAUAAAAAGUCAACAUGGGGAUGCACUAAAUACAAAUUUAGAUGUGUCGAAAAUUGAAUCAGAUUGUGACAAAAAGGAAAAUAAAAAUGAACCUACCAUAAAUAAUCACGUCACACAUAAUGAUGAAGGAGAUGUGUUAGAAAAUGCCAAGCAUUUCAUCACAUGUCUUAAGAGCGAAGAAGCAAUGCCAGAACUAUCUGACAUAGAAGAGAAAACUAUUAAUAACAACAUGAAGGAAUUUCCAAAAUGUAAAGAUCUCGAUAUUGAUAAAUGUGAAACGGAUGUUGAUGAAAGUGAACUAGUGCAUAUUACAACUAACGAUAAGAAUAAUAUAUCCUGUAUAGAGACCUUGAAUCAUCCAGAGGACAUAUUUAAUGAGGAUGAAAUGAAAAAAGGCAAUAGUCGCUUAAAUAUAAAGAAGAAAAGAAAACCAGAUGACAAGAAGGUCGAGAAAGUUUCUAACUCAUUCGAUGAUUUAAAUUAUUUGGGCGAUAGCGAUAAAGAGAUUGUGGAAAGGGAAUAUAAUAAUUUUUUAAACGUUUUUGCGAAAAUGAAUAUGGGAAAUUGUUCAAAAGAAUGUGAUACUAAUGAAGUGCACGAACAAUCCGAUAUGAAAAAUCUCAAUGAAUUUGCAGAACCCACGGAAGCGAAGGAUCAAAGUGAAAAUAUACCUAGUGAUGAAAAAGAUGAAGCCUCAAUUGUUGAUAAGAAUAUAACGAAUUAUGAUAAAUGCAAAGUGAAUAUAAUCGAAAGUGGAAAUGUAGAAAAGGAGGAAUUUAUAAAAAAUGUUAUGAAGAGCCUUACAAUGAACAGCAACGAGGAAGAGAACUAUCUGAAAUACAAGAAGAUAAAAAACGAAGAAAUAAAAUUUAAAAAGUUAAAAAAAAUAAUAACAGAAAUUAAAAUAAAAGAAAAAAAAAUUGACGUACUUCUAAGCAACCAUCGAAACUUUUUUAAAUAUACUAACAUGUAUAGACAUCGACACUUUUUACAUGAAAAAAUGUUAAUUAAUUGGAGUUACGUGGAAAAUAUAAUUAAUAAAAAGAAUGAUAUUAGAAAUAGAAAUUUACCUUUUCAAUUAUUAGAAUUAGAUGAAAAUUUAGCAGAAAAUAUACAAAAAACUUAUGACGACAUACUCUUGGAUGAUUUUUCAGGGAUCAUAAUAACAUUAAAUACAAAUUCAUUUUCAACAGCUGUUGAUGGAAAUUCAAUUCACAUUUCAAAAAUUAUAUGUGGUUGUUUAGUUGAGUACUUAAGUACUUCUGAAUUAAAUAUAAAAUGUAUCUGGGCACAUCCAUUUUUGAGUGCAAAAUCGACUUAUCAUAUUUUGUGUGCAUUUUUGCCUAGGGCUAUUCUGGAGGCAUUUCUUAAUAAUAAUACAUGUUCAGAAAAUAAUUCAACCCACAAGCAGUUAUUUAAUUCAUCUUGUAUUGAGAAGCAAGACCAGAAGGAUGAAAUACAAGAAAAGGAAUCUAAACAAAAAAGAAAAAAGAGUUUUUACGAUAGAUUACAUCAACUUAAAGAAAGUAAUUCAAAUGAUCCGAAGAAAUAUAAUAAGAGUCAGAAUCAUUAUACAAAUGAAGAAGAAUGUUAUUUUAGUAAUUUUGCCGCACAACAAUACCCAGCUACCUACUUCUUAAACUUCAAUAAAGAAUGGGCCACACUUCUAAACAAUUCUGCUGACUCUUCAGGUGAAUACUUGAACAGUAGAAAUGAACACAGUAGACCACACACGUACCCAACGUGGAACACAAACGAUAUGGAUAAAGAAACAGAAGGAGAAAAUAAAUUGAAUGUAAAAAAUGGAGGAAAUUUUUUAUACAUAAUAUUUAGCGACAUUGAUAUAUUCCCAAGACAGUGCUAUUUGUUGUUAUGUUCUUAUAAAUACAUGUGCUUAAACAUGCAUUAUGACACAGACUGUUAUUCGGAGCACUACGACUUGGAUUUGAAAAAUAUCCAAAAAGAAAACAUAGGGAAAACUACUGAGCUGUCUAACGUGUGCCCAUGCUCGUCCAUCAAAAAUACCAACUCGGAUGCUGAGGAAUCGUACGAGAGGAUUAUCGGAUGCAGCGAACUGUACAUGUACUAUAUGAUCCCGAAAAAGGAAGAAAGAGAAAGUCUAGGACUACUGAAAAGAAAGGGGUGGAGAGAUUUAAUUUCAACUACCUUUGAUGAAGAUAUACAUGAAAAUAUUUCGAGAAUAGUAAAAAUAAGAACCAACAUAAAUAAUUUGUACGAUCAUAUAUCCAUGCAAAACAAAUUAUGUGAAAAGAUCUAUAAUUCCACCUAUAUAAAUAAAUAUGAGUGGUGUGGGCUAAAAAUAAAGGAUAUACGUAAUAUGAUGAAUGAGGAUUUUAAUUUUGAAUCGCCAAAGAAAAAAUGA
This is a messenger RNA of Plasmodium gonderi, 4275 nucleotides long. RefSeq lists its product as hypothetical. The transcript is spliced from 2 exons. Bases 1 to 4275 code for a protein of 1424 amino acids. The record is from RefSeq and is a predicted model, not a curated record. Lineage: Eukaryota; Apicomplexa; Aconoidasida; Haemosporida; Plasmodiidae.